AUGUUGGCAGCUACAUCAACUCCCCGAAUUGACGCCAGAAAGCGUGCAUCAAUAAAUCCCCGCAGGCAACAAUUCAGCAACGCCAAAUGGCAGGACGAGAGUUACCCUACGAGACUAAACUGUUAUCUCAUACCACCAACAGGCGAUGUAUCCCUCGAGCAGUUUGAAGAAUGGGGCAUUGCACGGCUCAAGGUUCUUUCCGAACUUGAAGCGUGUCAAUUCCGGAACAAGACACCUACGGAGACGGAGGAGUACAUGCGACCUCUCCUGAACAAACACCUACCACUGUCCAGCAAUAGUUCGAGGAAUACGGAAAUACCAUUGGAGCGAAAGCGCGAUCAUUACAGUCAUUGGACGCUCCGCCUUGCGUUCUCAAGCACGCAAGAUCUCAGACAACGAUUCGCCAGAUUGGAGACACAACUAUUCAAGCUGCGAAUGCAACAGGAUGAUACUAGGGAGAGGAGAGCGUUCAUUGAUGCACUACCCAUGUCGUGGGAGACGGUAGAUGAACAGGAGAAAGCAUCAAUGCUCGCCGACCUCAAAGCAGCGACAGGCUGCCAGAAGAGCGACGAAGAAAACUGGUUCAAAGUGGAGUGGGAGAACGUUCCGGAGCUGGUUGAGCGACGGCAGGUGCUACUCAGGAAUGGAAUGGCAUACGUCCAUGUCCGAGAGCAGAGCAGUAUGGUCGCAAACGAGUUUUCGCGACAGCUCGAGGCCGGACUGGAGCAAGCCGCGCGAUUUCUACCGCGCAUGGACGAGGAUACCCGCCUUGCGCCCAUCUUACACCACUUGUCGCAAUCGUUCGUCGCUCCAGACGCAGCAUAUGCCGAAAGCUCCAGCAUCACAGAUUUGGCCAGUUUCACAGCUGCAUCUGUGGAAUCAGAGAGCCAACACUUCCCGCUGUGCAUGCAGAAUUUACAACGAGAGCUGCGCAAAAACAGUCAUUUGAAGCACUUUGCACGCUUGCAAUACACAUUGUUCUUGAAAGGAAUCGGCCUGAACAUGAACGAAUGUAUCACAUUUUGGAGGAAGAGUUUCAAGCUGAUAACGGAUGAUAAAUUCAAAUCGGAGUAUCUCUACAACAUACGCCACGCUUACGGAGAUGUCGGCGGCGACGCGAACCGACGCGGUCAAGGCUAUACUCCAUACAGCUGUCAAAAGCUGUUAUCGGAGGCUUUGCCUGCAGCUGGGCAGAAUCACGGCUGCCCUUAUCGAACGUACAACCCUGACAAUCUGAUCACACUUCUGCAAAGCGUGGGCGUCAGCGAUAAGGAUUUACUUCGCACCGUUCGCGAAGACGUUGGCAAGCAGAGAUAUCACAUUGCGUGCAAUCGCGUCUUCGAGUCCGCUCACAAGAGCGAGCUAAAAAAGGUCAAGGACGAAUCCUUGUGGCCGGCGAGCCAAUUGGACACGAUUCUGCAUCCGAACGAUUACUUCAAACGCAGUUUCUUGCUCAGAAACCUUGAUAAGAUACAAAACGGCGACAUCGGAGUCGUCAGUCCGGCCAGCCGACCGAGUCAGUGA
Dissoconium aciculare CBS 342.82 is the source of this 1524-nucleotide messenger RNA. RefSeq names its product DNA primase. Gene Ontology annotation, biological process: DNA replication, synthesis of primer. The transcript has 3 exons. Bases 1 to 1524 code for a protein of 507 amino acids. Gene Ontology annotation, cellular component: alpha DNA polymerase:primase complex. The record is from RefSeq and is a predicted model, not a curated record. NCBI's taxonomy places the organism in Eukaryota, Fungi, Ascomycota, Dothideomycetes, Mycosphaerellales, Dissoconiaceae.